UCGCACUGCACUCGAACGACAAGUUGUCGGCCGACUUGCCAACAAAAGCCAUAGUAUCUGUCCAUGUCUCGAAUGUCUCGAAUAUCCAGCACAAGCGCAACUCCUCUCGCAACAUCGUCUCACUUCAAUACGCCUCCUCCCAAACUACAUGUCGUCCGCAACCCAGCGUCGCGCGUCCGCCAAGCCGUGCGCGACAAUAAUGUAUCCCUCCUGCAACGUCUCCAGCACAAGACAGAUUUGCGCAAUACUGAUGAGAACCGCUUGACAAGCUUGAGCUGGGCUGCUAUGGAAGGUAAUAUAGAAGUCUUUGAAUGGCUGCUGCUAGACUAUGGCCAUGACGACCAAGAGCUGUCAAGAGAUUCCGACAAUAAUACUAUCCUGCAUCUGCUGGCUGCUGUCCCUUCGCGGUCCCUCUCUCCUCAUACCCAAAUCCUCAACUCGUCCUCUUCAUUCCCUCCACGCCCGAACCCUCGCCCACUCGCUGAACAAUCGGCUAUAUCUCUACGUAUGACACAUCUAUACGUGGAACUUUUUCCUUUUCUACUAGAUUGGUCUAACACAGGCGGCAAGACGGCGCUGCAUGUUGCUGCUCAAGCGGGGAAUGCGCCAUUCAUAAACUUCCUGUGUGACUUGGGCGCUGAUUUGGAUCUGACCGAUUUGCAGGGAAACACUCCGUUGCAUUACGCAGCUGCAUGGGGAUACCUUGACACCAUCAAAGUAUUGCUGGAAAGAGGCUGCCAAUUCUCUUCGCGAAACUUUGAAGGAUUCACGGCCAGCGAAUUUGCCUACUCGGAUCGCGUUCAAAACGCUUUGCAGACGAUGGCUCGCGAGCUUUUCGAAGAAAGAAGGAAUAGGAGGAAAGAGGCUAGAGAUCGGCAAGAUGCCAGAGAGAAUCAGAGAGCCAGAAGUGGAAGUGUAUCCACAAGCGCAAGCAUGGGCUCUGGCGCGGCAUCAUAUUCCAGCAAUCCUGCCAAAUUUCUUGACAACUACCAACCUAAUCAAUCAGCAUCCCAACAAUUGCAUCCAAAUGAACAUACCGGAUUCUCGCCUGUGUCACGCAGCUCAGAUCAAACAUCACUGUUAUCGGGAUCAUUCUCAUCUCGCCAUAUUACAUCGGGAGUGUUAUCAAAACGUCCUUCCGCUAGCCGACUUGGGGCUUCUCCUCCUUUAAUGAUGCCAGAACCAGCUCCACCAACUCCACAGCUUGGGCAGCUUCUCCAACCGUCCUAUAACCGAAAUCCAGUGCCUUUCUCUACUCAUCCAGCCAUGCCAACUUUAUCCGCUGUGACAAGGCAGCCAGAUAGUACAGAUUCAAAGGCUACGGCAGAUAAAGGAGAUGUCGUUGUUGAUGGGCGGAGCGAAGGCAUAUCCAUGGGGGCAAAUUCGGCCCAUGAAUGGUAGUACUCAUGCCAAUUUGAUAUGCAUUUGGCAAGGAUUCAUACAAUUUUUGGCCGUAUCUAGUAUGCUUUAGGCACUGUUAGAAUGAUACUGGAACAGGCAGAUCGAGAA
Molecule: messenger RNA, 1509 nt
Organism: Cryptococcus deneoformans JEC21
Lineage: Eukaryota; Fungi; Basidiomycota; Tremellomycetes; Tremellales; Cryptococcaceae
Exons: 3
Coding region: 64-1401 (445 amino acids)
Molecular function (GO): protein binding
Source: RefSeq, a predicted model, not a curated record